Molecule: messenger RNA, 1836 nt
Organism: Hippocampus comes (tiger tail seahorse)
Lineage: Eukaryota; Metazoa; Chordata; Actinopteri; Syngnathiformes; Syngnathidae
Product: cholesterol 24-hydroxylase
Exons: 15
Coding region: 113-1642 (509 amino acids)
Biological process (GO): cholesterol catabolic process
Molecular function (GO): heme binding; iron ion binding; cholesterol 24-hydroxylase activity
Source: RefSeq, a predicted model, not a curated record
AGCAGUUGUCUGUGAGAGUCGCAUAAUAAUGACGUCACACGAACGGAGUUCGGACACUCCCCUUUGCAGAAAGACCGACGAAUUUACCCCGACGAGUUUUAAUGAUUAAAAAAUGGCCUUUUUAACUUUUAUUUUCACCCUGGCCUGGCAUGCGUUCGGUUUAUUCAUUGUUGUGCUGUUUUUCGCGUUCCUCUGCUACUGCGUCUACGUCAAGUAUAUACACCUGAAGUACGACCACAUACCUGGACCUCCGAGGGAAAGUUGGCUCUUCGGACAUUCCCCUAUUUUUCAGAGGACAAUGAAAAACGACGGUCUUGUGCACGACGUUUUCCUGGAAUGGGCCGAGCGUUAUGGAGCAGUGUACAAGCUCAACCUGCUGCAUCACGUCCUCGUCUUCGUUAUCUGCCCCGAAACGGUCAAGGAAGUCUUGAUGUCCUCCAAGUAUCCCAAAGACCUAUUCCUCCACACACGCCUCUUCAGCAUGUUUGGUCAAAGGUUCUUGGGCAAUGGCCUGGCAACAGCAAGGAACCAUGAUCAGUGGUAUAAACAACGGAGGAUCAUUGACCCUGCCUUCAGCAGCCUGUACUUGAGGAGUCUGACGGGCACGUUCAACGAGCGAGCCGAGAGGCUGAUGACCAAACUGGCCGACAUCGCUGACAAAAAGUCGGAGGCCCGCAUGCUGGAGUUGGUCAACCGAGUCACCUUGGAUGUCAUCAUCAAGGUGGCGUUUGGCAUGGAUUUGGAGCUGCUGGAGGACACCUCAUUGCCUUUCCCCAAAGCCAUCGAGACCUGCCUCCAAGGGAUGAUCUUAAACACGCGUAACGUCUUUUUUCGGUUGCACCCCAAAAACUGGGCCUUUGUGGAGGAAGUGCGCGCCGCGUGCAAGCUGCUGCGCUCCACCGGCACAGAAUGGAUCCAAAAUAGGAAGCUCGCCCUCCAAAGCGGGGCCGACGUGCCCAAAGACAUCCUCACGCAGAUCAUCAAAUCGGCCGGAAAAGAGGAAAACAUGACCAAAGAAGACGAAGAGUUCAUGCUGGACAAUUUUGUCACCUUCUUCAUCGCCGGACAGGAAACCACGGCUAACCAGCUCGCGUUUUGCAUCAUGGAGCUCGCCAGGCAUCCUCACGUCAUGGAAAAAGCUCAGAAGGAGGUGGACGACGUCAUCGGGAUGAAGCGGGAAAUUAGCUACGACGAUCUCGGGAAACUGGUUUACCUCUCACAGGUUCUUAAAGAGACGUUAAGGAUAUACCCGACAGCUCCAGGAACGUCCCGUGAGCUCGUUGAGGACAUCGUCGUCGACGGCAUCCGCGUUCCGGCCGGAGCCACCUGUAUCUUUAGCUCAUAUGUGUCCAGCAGAAUGGAAAGGUUCUUCAAGAAUCCGCUGGAAUUUAACCCGGAUCGCUUUCAUCCAGACUCUCCCAAGCCUUAUUACUGCUACUACCCUUUUUCUCUCGGCCCGCGAUCCUGCCUGGGACAGAACUUUGCUCAGAUGGAAGCCAAAGUGGUGAUGGCUAAGUUGCUGCAGAGGUUCGAUUUCGCCCUGAUGCCGGGGCAGAGCUUUGACAUCCGCGACCUGGGCACGCUGCGCCCCAAGGGCGGCGUAAUAUGCACCGUCACGCAUAGGAAGCACUACUGCCAAUGAGUGUCCAAACUGUCGGCAUCACACCAAAACAACUUUCAAAGUUGUUCUUCAAUCCAAGCCAGUAAACCAAGAGAAUUAUUAGCUACGCCAAAUCAAUCAAUAUAGUACUUACUUUGAAAUUUUUGUUGAGCUGCAUUAUCAGAUGCCGCAGAAUCAGAAACUCAAUGCUAAAAAAAAAAGCAUUUUAUCGUUAA